This is a messenger RNA of Anisakis simplex (herring worm), 579 nucleotides long. NCBI's taxonomy places the organism in Eukaryota, Metazoa, Nematoda, Chromadorea, Rhabditida, Anisakidae. The record is from the annotation of a GenBank genome assembly.
UCAAAUGUUAAUCUGGAUGAGUUGACAGGUGGUAAACACAAUAAGUUAGGUAAGGUUGGUAAAGUGGUUCUGGACAAUAUCAUAAGUGAAAGAUUCGAGAGGAAGACUAAUGAAUACAUAGAAGAUGAACCAUCAGUACAUCCCAGAUCACCGUCACAAACCAGGAGAGUCGGAGCAUUAGAUUUCUACGCAGAGCGAGAUCGAUGUCUUCGAGAGCGUCGUUUAUUCGAAGAUCCUGAAUUUCCGGCAAGCGACAAGAGUUUAUUCUUCAGUAAAAGUAAAGCACCACGAAAACGCGUUGAAUGGAAGAGACCCGGGGAAAUCAUUGAUGCUCCACAAUUGAUCUACGAGGGCCAGUCACGUUUCGACGUGGUUCAAGGAGAUUUGAACGAUUGUUGGUUACUUGCAGCUGCAGCGGAUCUGACACUACGUGAUGAACUCUUCUAUCGUGUCGUUCCACCAGAUCAGAGUUUCACCGAGAAUUAUGCAGGUGGGUCAUCACGUUUCUGCGUUCACUCGAAUCUCUUUCAUUCGCCUGAAACGAUUCGAUUUUACGCUGGAAGAACCGAUACAUGCUAA